UUCGGUGCGGUUCGGUUUGAUGUGUUGCAUGUGCAAAAUACAUAUUUCCCAACGUCGUGCGCUCGACUUUUCAGUGGUUAUUUCAUUGCGGCGCUAGCGCUUGGCCCACAUUACGUACGCGUCCUCAUUACGUGCGAUUUGGUGGCAUUAUUGUGACAUAAAAGAUUUUUUACUUUUAGUACGGUGAAUAUUGUGCAAUAUUUUUGCAACAAUUGGAAGGCGCUGAACGUGUGUGUUUGGUGUGAAGGAAGUGUGAGUCCAAUAAGCGACAGCCAAUAUUAGUUGUACAGUUGCAUUUGUACCUAGCAAUUGUUGUGGCACGCUUAUAUGGCAAUUAGUUGUUGGUGCUCUUGGCAGGCUAGCAGCGCAUGUGCAAUUAGUGUAACUUUCCAUGAAUUUGUAGCGCUUACUUUUGCAAAGCAAGCUUCGUUCGCGUCCAUUGCGUGUGGCAAGCAGCCGGCUUAGCCAGCGCACGUUGCAAGUGCUUUUCUCUUCAUUAGCGUUAGCGUUAAUUUAUGCGUGCGUGUAUUUAUCUCUCAUACCGCCGUUACUGUCAACGCUGGCGAUACCACUGCAAGUGGCGUAAACUUUCAUUGACGCGCUUGUUUUGAUUGUAUCUCGACGCUGACGCGCUACUUGAGGGUCUGUUGGCCACGCGCGUACGUUUUGUACGUUCGCUCUGGUGCGCGCGUGUGUUGUGAAUUUAUAUAAAUAAUCUAAGUGAUUUUCAAUCCCAAUUUCCAUAGCGCUAAAAGCCAUUGUUGCUGCCAUGACGCGUAAUAUACUAUAGUGUCACAUAAUUCUCUCUCGGCAAGUAAGACACAGACACACACAUAAGCAAUACACAAAUAUUUUAGUGAAGCGCGUAGUGACAGUGGCUGCUCGUAAAAUGUUUGAUAUACUCGCUGCGACACCUGACUGGCAUACCGACACGUACUAAAGACAACCCAUCAGCGCUCCCAUUGCGUCCACUACACUUGCUUACAACGCCAUCAAACGCGUGCAACGUGCUGCUGAAGGACACUCAAGCUGUGCCGCAUUGAGUUAGCUCGCCUGCUGGCUUACUGCUUACUACUUCGGUGUGUUUGUGCCCGUUGUGCUUCUCGUAAAAUAUCGCCGUUGAACGUGCGCGGAUUAGAAAGCCACAAGCGCGGAGGCAAGUACCGCGGUCGCAGUGCGGCGCUGGCUAUGUAAAUAGCGCGUUGCUUGUGCGCCACUGACUCUACUUUCCGGAUUUCAGGUGACGUGCCAUGGAUCUUUUUUGAAUUCCUGGAUCGUGAUAAUUAUUAAAAGGGACUUUCAUCUUAUCAUCCUUAUUCCUGCACUUAUCUUAAAGUCUAUUGCUACUGAUUUUGGCACUGAAAAGGAUCAACCGAAGGUUCGCUCCCUUUAAUAAUUGAUUGCUUCAGUAAGAACAGCAUUAUACACACAUUCCUGAGGAUUUCAGAAACUAACUAAACAUAUAGAGAUCUUUACUGUAACAAAUAUUUGCUUAUGUAUGUGUCCAGUUGGUUGAAUGGCGCUUAAGCUGUCUCGCAUGCAGGAAGUGGAUGUGAAUCAUUAACAAGUGCAACAACUGGCAAACGACGAAACUUACACAUACAUACAUACACCGAUACACAUAUACGCCAACGUGUGGCAAGUGCGGAGCCUUGGGCGCCACUCCGUUAUAUCUCUUUUACGGCGGCCCAGCACGUAGGCAACUUGCCAAAGCCACCUUCCACAAGUGAGUGAGAACUUCCCAAGCGCAACUGACGGUCCGCAGCAAGAACACACACACACAGACGCACAAAUUGUGUUGUAUAGUGUAGCUUUGCAGCGCUCAUUUUCCAUUCCACGCAGCAGCUAAUCAGCAACCAAACGUCCCUUUUUCCACAGCGUAAGCAGUUACAGCAAUCAUGUCUAAAAGAGAGCGACUAUUUCACGAAUGGUUCAAUCUGUUCGCACUGAUCUGGAUGAUAAUCACCGACAUAUGUUUCAACGCGCACUGUUUGAAGGACCUGAAGAUAUUCGUGCCGGAGGCGGUUAUAAUGGGCAACGCAGCAACGCUCUCAUGCCAGUACGACCUGGGGCAGGCUGCUCUCUAUUCGGUUCGCUGGUAUUUCGACACUGAGGAAUUCUAUCGCUAUGUGCCCAAGGAGUCACCGCCCACGCUGGUCUUUCCGGUGUCUGGCAUUAAUGUCGAUCUCACAAAUUCAGACGCAACUUCGGUAACACUGAAGGGUGUCAACCGCGAACUAACCGGCAACUACCAGUGCGAAGUGUCCGAAGAUGAGCCGCUCUUUCACACUGACAUACGCGCCGCACACAUGCAGGUCAUCGAACUGCCCAAGGAUGAGCCAGCUAUGCAGGUGGACAAGAAGGUCAUCACCAUGAAUGACAACUUCAAGGCUGUCUGCACGGUUGGGAUGUCAUAUCCGCCAGCCAACAUAACAUGGUACAUCAACGGACGCAAGAUUUACAAAACACCCUUUCAACGCAUCAACCACGUCGCCUUCGAAGGUACCUCCACAUAUUCCUCGCUAGAAAUCUCCCCACAUAGCCAAGUGCUGCAAGGUUUCUUCCAGACGGUGCCCAAAUACCAGACGACAAGUAUACUGCUGCUAUGCGAGGUCUCCAUACUGCAUGUCUUCCAUAAGAACGUGCAACAACGCCUGCUGCUGAGCAUAACACCGCCCACCACCAUCUCGCCCAACCUGCUCGGCCUCGAGGGUUCGAAACGCAUCAACGGCGAUCCAGACAACUCGGCGCUCACAGGCGGCGUCGCCAGUAGCCACAACAGCAGGCGACGAAUAGGAGGCGUGUUCGCGAUCGUCGGCAUGGCGUUCGUUGCACUGUUGGCGGUGGGCGUGUGUCAUGGCGCUACAAUGGGCGUACUUACCGAUGAUACAAAGCCACCGCUUGCAACUCGGUCCACUGUGGCAGCGGCUUCGUCGAAGCGCCAGGCGGUAGUACUUGCGACGUCCGCGUCAUUGGCGCCAAGCGUGGCAGCAGCGCAGAAAGCUGUGGCUCAGCUGUGACCUCAAGGCAGCGUAUAUAUUGGUGGUUACAAGCUCAGUGAUGGCAGGCAAAUUGCAACAACUACAAAGUAAAUAAAUAACGGUAGUCGUUUUGUGAAUGCAAAAACAACAACAACAAACAAAACGCAGAAACGGCAGCGGCGGCGGCAGCAGCAGGCGUUAUGGAGGCUAACACGGCAUGCAAACUAUAACAGUAGAGAAAUGUUAAUUUAAUGCAAAAACAACAACAUAACAACAAAAACCAAAUCAAAAUGGCAAAUAAUGGAAA
This is a messenger RNA of Bactrocera latifrons, 3288 nucleotides long. RefSeq lists its product as uncharacterized. The transcript is spliced from 11 exons. NCBI's taxonomy places the organism in Eukaryota, Metazoa, Arthropoda, Insecta, Diptera, Tephritidae. The coding region runs from base 1899 to 3020 and encodes 373 amino acids. The record is from RefSeq and is a predicted model, not a curated record.